Messenger RNA from Copidosoma floridanum, 1243 nucleotides. RefSeq names its product ER membrane protein complex subunit 10 (gene EMC10). Gene Ontology annotation, cellular component: EMC complex. Lineage: Eukaryota; Metazoa; Arthropoda; Insecta; Hymenoptera; Encyrtidae. The record is from RefSeq and is a predicted model, not a curated record.
UCGUCCCGAAUUGUUUAAUUCAAAGUAAUAAAAGCUAACCUUAAAACAUGUUAAAAAGAACCAGCAGAGAUUAGACAAAAAAGUGAGAGAGAUCGCCUUCGUGAAUCGUUCUAGUGUAAAGUUAUGUUUCUAAUUUGUUAGUAAAUAUUUUAGUUCAAACGUCAGAAUAUCCUAGUCUUAUUAGUCGACAUGUCUCCGUACUACCAGUCAGUGUUAUUAUUCCUUAGUUCAUUUUUACUGGCAUCAGCUAGCGAGUUAGAUUACGAUGGUUGGCUGCAAAUUAGACUGUCCCAUGCUCUGAGUUCCAAAACACAAUCAGAUUUCACAGAGAGGGGUAACAUUACAGUUUCCAGUAUACGCAGUGGAUCUUUUGUAAUAACCCAGCCAGCGUUGACUGCCGUUGACCAGAACAAAUUAUUGAAACUUGCUGCUAAUAAUCACAAGUAUUUAUUACGAGCAACAAUUAAGACAUCAACUGGAAGUGAAACUUCUUUCUUGGCUUCUAUUUUAGCUUGUAAUUUAGUUGGCUCUGAUCUUCAAGACUCCAUUCACGUGUGGUUGGACAGCACAGGUGAACCUGUAGCAGUUAAUAUACUGGCCAAGGGUCCUUGUGUACAAGAUUCAAGAGGUUCUUUUAAUAAUAAAUUUAUGACUGAUGUUGAAAUCAGAUAUCCUGAUGGUGGUCCAGCACCUGACACAUUUUCUUACAUACAAAAAAUUGAAAAGGAAAAGCAGGCUAGGGAAAGCGGAGAUGCAAAAUACAAUAAUAAAACUUUCUUUGCUAAAUAUUGGAUGUACAUAGUACCAGCAGUCAUAUUCUUUGUGUUGUCAUCUGCUACCAACCCAGAUGCUGCAGGUGGUGGUAAUGGUGGUGGUGGUGGUGCUGCUGCUAUUCAAAGACAGUAAUCAUUUACAACUUGUUUAACUUGUGUUUAGCAAGUCUUUAUUUUGUACAUUUUCGUGCACUUUGUGAAAAAGAGAGCAAGGCCACUAAUAUGGCCAUUAUCAACAAUUACAAGACUAUUGAAAGAGUCAAGGAAUAUUCAUUGUGAUUAUUUUUAUUUCACCAUCACAAUAAUGCAAGGAAAAUCUGUGCUCAAUUAUGACUAUAAACGAAAUAAAGUUUAUACUGUUUAAUUUCGUACUUUCUUCAAUGCUGUCUUUGACUUAAAAACACGUUUUAUCUUUUAUUGACUUGUUAUUUUUUAAUUGUAUGAACCACUGAGGCUUAUUUUUCAUUCAA